Messenger RNA from Austrofundulus limnaeus, 1331 nucleotides. It is a transcript of the gene nkx1-2a, whose product is annotated as NK1 transcription factor related 2-like,a. The transcript has 2 exons. Lineage: Eukaryota; Metazoa; Chordata; Actinopteri; Cyprinodontiformes; Rivulidae. Gene Ontology annotation, cellular component: nucleus. Gene Ontology annotation, molecular function: DNA-binding transcription factor activity, RNA polymerase II-specific; RNA polymerase II cis-regulatory region sequence-specific DNA binding. The record is from RefSeq and is a predicted model, not a curated record. Gene Ontology annotation, biological process: regulation of transcription by RNA polymerase II; cell differentiation. The coding region runs from base 170 to 949 and encodes 259 amino acids.
GCAAGGGAAGGGGAGUAGUCCGCACUCCGAGGAACCUCUGACCCGGUCUGAUGAACCACCAGGAGCAGAACCGAGCCAUGACGAGGUCCUCGCCUCGCGCGUAAUUACGCACACGCUCCGCUUCCACUUUCCGCGUCCCGAAAGGAAUGAUGGAAUCCACGGAGUGACAAUGACGUCCACUCACAAGAUUUCCUUUUCCAUAAUUGAUAUUCUGGACCCGAACAAAUUCAACAGCAAGAGGACAAACGAACUUUCAUKCGCCAAGGAGAAGUUUCCUGCGCCAAGCGCGGGGGGGAUAAGUUUGGAGUGGGACAGCACGGCGGACGGAAACUUAGGGGAUGAGCACACAGAUGCAGGUGAGGAUUCAGGAGAUGAAGACUGCAGGGAUCCCCCCGUUCCUGACCCCAUUCUUCUCUCCCCGCACUCCAACAAGGAGCCCUCAGCCGAGCCACAUGACGGAAASAAGACGACAGAGGCCCCCCCUCAGGAGCCAUCGCCGCACAAGCGGCGGCGUCCGGACCAGGCGUGCGCCAAACCGCGGCGCGCCAGAACCGCGUUCACGUACGAGCAGCUGGUGGCCCUGGAGAACAAGUUCCGCGCAACUCGCUACCUGUCCGUGUGCGAGAGACUGAACCUGGCUCUGUCUCUGAGUCUGACGGAAACGCAGGUGAAGAUCUGGUUCCAGAACAGGAGGACCAAGUGGAAAAAGCAGAACCCCGGGGCGGACAGCACCUUGCAGCCCGGCUCCAACUCCCUGGUCAGUCCGAACCCGGCGACCUGUGGCUCCGGCUCCGGCAGCUUCCAUCAAAGUUUCUCCAACUUCAGCUCCGGGAGUGUGAUCUUCCACACAGGGGGUGGAGUUCCACUUUCAUCCACUGGAGGGCUCCUUCAUCCUUUCAUGCCCAGUGGAUUCGUACAGCCGACUUAUUUUAACUCACACCAUCUAUAAAAAAAAAAGACUGAGAUUUUUAUAUUCCAUCACAAAAUAAUAAUUCUCACUCUAGAGCAUGUUAUUCCCAGAAUAUAUUUCAUGUUUUUUAUAUAUUUUUUCUUAUACUCAAUACAUGUUUUAAUUUAAAUGGUGCACAACAACAUGAAAAUGAAAAAUAAAAUAAGUAACCUAUUUAACAAAAACAGUUAAUUCUGUCAAAGACCCUCUGUCUUUGUAAUUUAAUAACUCGUUUUACAUUUCAGACUGCUACCUCUAAAUUUCUCACAUGUUGUGCAUCUUGUUUUGGUUGUUGUUGCCAUCAUAAUAAAUGUAACUUAAUGAAAAGUAUGUUUCUGCGUGUCGUGGUUCUCUACAAAGUUUUCGAUGCAGGAUGAUUUUU